AUGGUCCUGAGUUCCUACAAUGGGGAAGAUAUUCUGGUUUCUUUUGGAGGAUACAAUGGGCGGUACAACAAUGAGGUCAAUGUACUUAAACCAAGCCACAAAUCGACCUUGCAAUCAAAAAUGAUGGAGACUACAGUGCCCGAUAGCGUUUCAGCAGUACACAAUGCUACAAACUGCCACAAGAGAUGUCGAAUCUGA
Molecule: messenger RNA, 198 nt
Organism: Ilex paraguariensis (yerba mate)
Lineage: Eukaryota; Viridiplantae; Streptophyta; Magnoliopsida; Aquifoliales; Aquifoliaceae
Source: the annotation of a GenBank genome assembly